CCGCCCCUCGCCCGCCCGCCCGCCCGCCCGCCGCCGGGGCCAUGAUCGAGGUCUGCGCGGCGCUGCUGCGGGGGGGCCCGGCCUUCCUGGCGGGGGAGGCGCUCGAGUGCCUGGUCACGCUCCGCAACCCGCUGCCCCCCGACGCCACCUCCGCCUCCAGUGAGAUGCUGGCUUGGGCGAGCGCCCAGAUCCACUGCCAGUUCCAUGCCAGCGAAAGCCGAGUGGCGCUGCCCCCGUCGGACAACAGUCGCCAUGAUGUGCAAGCUGAGAGCGAGACCGUCUUUGUCCCCAACAGGGGUGAACGGGGCCAGUGCAUCCUGUCUACGCCUCCCAAGAUCCUCUUCUGCGACUUGCGGCUGGAUCCCGGCGAGUCCAGAACCUACUCCUACUGUGAGACGCUGCCCGUGGACGGGCCGCCCUCCUUCCGGGGCCAGGCGGUGAAGUACGUCUACAAGCUGACCAUCGGCUGCCAGCGAGUCAAUUCGCCCAUCAAGCUCCUGCGUGUGCCCUUCCGCGUGCUGGUUCUUCAUGGGCUCCAAGAUUACCAGUUUCCGCAGGAUGAGGUGGUGGCCCCCUCUAAUCCCUUCCUGGAGGAGGAGGAGGGGGCCAAGAAGGACUCCCGAUUGGCUGACUUGGCCUCGGAGCUGCUGAUGGCGGCCACGUCUCGACGUAGUCUGCACCUCUAUAACAUCAGCAACUCGCGGGGCAAAGUGACUGCCUUUUGCGUCUUCAAGACGGUCUACAAGAUCGGCGAGGACAUCGUUGGGACCUUCACCUUCUCUGCGGGGGACAUCCCGUGCUUGCAGUAUUCGGUGAGCCUGCAGACAGAGGAGCGGGUCCAGGAGGCCUUCCAGCGCCGGCGGGGGCAGCCGGUCUCCUACAGCACCCACGCCCGCCACCAGGAGUCCUGCCUCCACACCUCCCGGACCAGCUUCAGCCUGCCCAUCCCGCUCAGCUCCACCCCAGGAUUCAGCACCAACAUUGUGUCCCUGAAGUGGCGGCUGCACUUCGAGUUUGUGACGGCCGGGGAAGCAGCGGUUGGACUGCGCGGCGGCUGGGAGGGCCCCGCAGAAGCCGACAGCUGGACGGGAGUGGAGCAGGUGGAGGUGGACACCUUCAGCUGGGACCUGCCCAUCAAGGUGCUGCCCACCAACCCCCUCCUGGCCUCCUAUGUCUCCCAGUUCCCCAACUCCUACACGCUCACCAUCUGAAAGCCAGCCACCGUUGGGAGCCUCCUUCAGGCCUGAUGGCUGAGCCUUGUGCAAGCCCCUCAACUGGGCUCUGGUGGCCGGGUGUCUGGAGGGAGAGGGAGCAGGCCCAGCAAGACGGCGGUGGUGCCUUUCCCUGUGGGGGGCCUGGCCUCACUCCCCUCCAGCCCCAGACCGAUUCUCUGUCCUUCCGGAAAGGGCUGCCUUUGGCUUGGAGGGCAGCCAAGAGCCCCGUCUUUCCAGAGCUCCUGCCUGGGGCAGGGGGUGUGUGCGUGUGUCUCCGUGUUUCUCCGUGUGUCAAUAAAAUCUCAGCCUGG
This is a messenger RNA of Sphaerodactylus townsendi, 1525 nucleotides long. It is a transcript of the gene RGP1, whose product is annotated as RGP1 homolog, RAB6A GEF complex partner 1. The transcript is spliced from 8 exons. The coding region runs from base 42 to 1211 and encodes 389 amino acids. Gene Ontology annotation, biological process: retrograde transport, endosome to Golgi. Gene Ontology annotation, cellular component: Ric1-Rgp1 guanyl-nucleotide exchange factor complex; Golgi membrane. Lineage: Eukaryota; Metazoa; Chordata; Lepidosauria; Squamata; Sphaerodactylidae. The record is from RefSeq and is a predicted model, not a curated record.